This is a messenger RNA of Owenia fusiformis, 6435 nucleotides long. NCBI's taxonomy places the organism in Eukaryota, Metazoa, Annelida, Polychaeta, Sabellida, Oweniidae. The record is from the annotation of a GenBank genome assembly.
CAGUAGCAGAAAUGGCUUCUUAUCCAAAUCAAGAACAACGACCCCUAAAAAAGCCAAAAUUGGGGCAGUAUGGACCAGAUAUUUAUCCACAAGAGCCAAAACAAAAGGAGGAUGAACUGAACACAGAGAAUGUAAAGAAAGGAUUCAGUAACAAUCUCGUCUUCAAUGAUGAGUAUGGAACAGCCAGGCAUGUUAACAUAACACAAGCAAAGUUUGGGUCAUAUUUUGACAUGACGAUUGCCAAGAAGACGGAGCUCAACACAUUUGGAGAUACAGGAAAGAAAAAACAACAGAUAAACCGGGAAAAUUUCUGGCAUGUAACCCCAAAUCAAAAAGCGCAGCAAUCUGUGAAUAAUUGGUUUAGAGACCUUGCUGGGAAUAGGAGUCUAGCCACAUUGUCUAAAAAAGUUCCACAUUUCAACAAGAAGGAGGAGUUGAUCUCUACUUUAGUUGAGAAUGAAGUUCCAAUGCAAAGAGCCACAUGGGCAAUAAAGAUGGCGUCGGCAUACAACAUGGCCAUGUUUGAGGGGAAGGCAAAGAAAAGCCGUCAAGUCAUGGACCCUUCAACAGAAUGGACACAGGUGUUAUGUCGGUUUUGCAGAGAGCAAAAUGUGAAAAUGCAUGACCAUUAUCACGGCGGACCACCUGUGCAGCAGACAGGAUUCCUCACGGCGACUCAGCCAACGCAGCUUAUUGAUAUCCAGGCUGUGAUGAAAAUCUGGGACUACUGUAUGGGUCUUAUAAGACACAUGUAUGAGGAGGGUCUCCUAGACAGACAAGAAUUCUUACAAUGGCUCGUAGAACUGUUGGAAAAAUCGAAAAUAUCGGAAGACAUCGUCACAAAAGUUGUCAUGUUACAAGUCUUACAGUACCUCGAUGAGUUUAGUUUAUCAACACUACUCAGCAGACGCCUUGCACAUUUUUGCGCUAAGAAGAUGGCGCACCUAUGUAACGAGUCAGGGUGUCUCUCCCCCAGAACACAAUCACCAUUGGUUACCGCAGGAAGUAACGGACAAAUGACGACGACGAGUGCUAACCAGUCUCUGCCAAGCCCCCUCCUUACUGUAUUAGCCGAAUACAAUAAUUGUAGUCAACACAGAGGGCUAAUUCUUCUCCUUAGCUCCGCCCUACAGUGUAUAACGCUAAAAUGCCCCACAGCCAUGGUAUGGAACUACUUAGGAGAAGGAAAAAGUUCGAGUCCAUUUUGCGGGUCACCAUUAGAUAUGUUACCGUGUGCGCCAUCUAGUUUACCAAUGCCCCCUGGGAUUGAGAAUGCCCAUAUAAGGCAAGGGAUUAGAGCAGCAGAGCAGUUGAUUUGUCAGAGGAGUCAGGCGGUUGAAGCUCGAUGGUCUUCUGAUAAAUGUCAACAGUCUACUGCAGGUACAACCAUAUCCCGAGUGCUGAACCUUCUAGAUUUGUUAGAUCGUCAGAACUUUGAGAUUGCAGAUAGUAGUUUCCCACUAGACAGUCUUUACUCCAAGAUGUUUAAUUCUCCACAGGCUAAAGACUGUAAUGAUAUUGUCCAAAACGAUGCUCCAAUUGUGGACCUAUUGUGCCAAUGGGCUGUCACGACUGAAAGAGCUGGGGACCAACGAGCAUUCGUUGUGGCUAAACUUCUGGAGAAACGACAAGCUGAGGUUCAAACAGAAAAAUACCUAGAGAAUGACAUGAUAGAUGAGAAGGGGUCUCCAGAUAAUGAAAUGAUGAUACCAACAGGGCUCCCUAUAUACCAGAGCCAACUUGUCACAUUUCUAGAUGAAAAAGCACCUGUAUUAGAAACCUUUGAGACCCCUCAAAACAGGCAAGCAUUUGGAAAUCUUGUACUGCUUUUUGCCGAGCUCAUCCGUCACGACGUGUUCUCCCAUGAUGCCUACAUGAAUCUUCUCAUUGCUCGUGGGGAUCUUGAAACUGCUCCACUAUCAACCAAUCAGAUGGCAGCUAUCCCGUUAGUGACUGAACCAGUUAGUGUUGAACCUGUUAGUGGCUGUGGUACUCCAGGUGUAUGUGGACCAUCCAGUGUGAAAUCUAACCUGGGCAGUGUGAAACAUAUUGAGCCACUGGAUGAUCCUAUGAAAGCAGACCUAGACAACCAGAUAUUUGAUCCACAGUUUGACUUCUUCGCUUAUCAAGAUGAACAGAAGCCAAGUCCUGAACAGCCAGCCUCAGUUAAGUCUAUCAGAUCAGAAAAACAGGACACCCAGAGCCCAGCUGUGAGUCACGGUCCUACCCCAACCCAGGGGCAAGUUCACGCACCACCCCCAGGCAAACAGCAAUCACGUCACCUCAUAUAUGCCACACAUUUUCCUAUCCCCCAGGAUGAGAAUUCGGUUCAUGAGUGCAAUCAACGAAUGGUGACGCUCUAUGGUGUAGGCAAGAGUAGAGAAGAGGCUAAACAUACAGUCCGAAAAGUCACCAAGCGACUUUUCUCGAAGCUUAAUCUGAUCGACAACAAAAACUCUAGCGAAAAAUACAACAUGAAAAGUACAUUUAAAAAGUUUCAACAAUUGUCCUAUUACGACCAGCACUCUGUGACAUCAUCAUGCACAAUGGCAGUUUUGGAACAAGUUAGUAGUUUCGUGAGCCGCACGUCGACGUAUCUACCUCUGUUGGAGAAUAUCUCGUAUUUAUUGGACCUCAUGGAGUACUGCUUGAAUAUCAAUGGCUUACUGGAAUUCGCAAUACAGUUGUUGAAAGAAAUGAAAGAGGUUGAGUUCCAUGCGUCCAGUCUCAGAGGGAGCUACAUUACAUCACUGUGUCUAUGUUUAGUCGCCAUACUUAGGAAAUACCAUGCUUGUCUAUUGUUGUCACCUGACCUAGCCAUAGCAGCAUUUGAGGGGCUGAUCAGUGUAGUGAAACAGUGUGUGAAUUUCAUAUCUGAUUGUUCCUCAGCGGAGCGUUGCAUACUAGCAUAUCUACAUGAUCUUUACACUUCAUCGACAUAUAUCAAGAAUCGAUUCCAAGAGGAUUUUGCGAGUGUAUGUUCCAAAGUGAAGCAAGUUCUUUAUGAGAUGUUGACGCCAACUGCCUCCAAUUUGAGAUGGGACCCUAACUAUCUAACUCACCUCAUCACAAGUGCAAACAACCAAUCAAAGCCUGAACGAGCCUUGGUGACCCAACUGAGUGAGAACCCAACGAAUCGUUACAGCUUUGUGAUAAACGCCCUCCUCAAUGUCUGUAAUGGACAAAGCAUAGAAAGGUUAAACGAGACAUCUAUACUGUGUGCUGAGUUGACGGCAUGUUGCAACAAGCUGAGUGCUGAAUGGCUAGGACUUCUCAAGGCGUUAUGCUGCUCAGCCAAUCACAGCAAUUGUGGCUUCAUCGAUGCUCUAGCCCAGGUUGAUGUCACAGAUUUAUCAAUUCAUGACUCGUUGGCUGUUUUUACCGCAAUUUUAGUCGCCCGUCAUUGUUUCUCGCUCCACGAUUUUGUUUAUCACGUUGCCCUGCCAUCUCUGCUGUCAGCUAUUCCUACAGGUGGAGGUGACCGUGACGCAGAAACUGGUGCAAGAUUGACCUGCCAUCUAUUGUUGCGGUUAUUUAAAACGGCACCUUCGGGAUCAAUGACAGCAAUUCCAAAUGUGAAAAAUGUCUGCAGUAUAAGAUUGUCAAGUGAUCGCCAUCUAUUGGCUGCGGCACAGAGUAAACUGAAGCAAGGGCCCAUCCUGGCUGUCUUGAAGUUGAUCCUUAUUUUAGCGGACUCCGGUAACUAUGAGCCAAAGUCAAAGUCUGCCGCUGAGAAAUCUGGUGACAUCAUCACAAAGUUGUUCAGUAGCCUUGAAGAUGAUGAGGAUAUGGACAUGAUGUUGGGGACAUCUUCAAAGAGAAUUGGAAUGAAAUCAGUGGGUCUAAAUCAAUUUGCCAAACACACGUUACGGGAGAUGUGCAGUCAGUCUUGGGUGCGUGAAAAGUUCCUUAAAGAUCCUCAGAAUCUUUUCCAGCAUGACCUACUUUUGGAUGAUCAGCUUACGCCAAAACAGAGGCGCCACCUUUUGCACAUUAUAUGCUACCGAGAGCCACUGAAGCAGACACCGUUUGACGAUGAUGACGAUGAAGAUGAUGAUAUUUUUGACCAGAAGGAUAGGAUUACUAAAAUAUUACAGAAUCUGGCCAUGUGGUCUUUAAGAGUGAACUGGCUAGAACUACAGCUGAUGUUCAAACAAGCCACUUCUAUUCAGAUGUCAAAUCUUCUAGAGAAUAUCGCCAAGGCAACCAUAGAAGUUUUCCAGCAGCAGACGGAGCCUAAAGGUUCAAAUAAAGAUGGCAGCACUAAUGGGAAUAAUGGGAAUAAGACAUCAAGAAAUGACCAGGAAGGGAGCGUUUGGUUGGUUGCUCCUCUGAUCUCCAAGUUGCCAGGCAACGUCCAGGGACGUGUGUUGAGGGCCGCAGGUCAGGUCCUCGAGAGUGGCAACAACUUCUGGUCACGUAGUAAAUAUGACAAGGAUCGUAGUGUACAAAGAAGUACAUCCCUCUUGAGCCACCAACCAUUCUUGUCUUUGGUAUUGACAUGCCUAAAAGGACAAGACGAACAGAGAGAGGGGCUUCUUAACUCUUUGCAUUCACAAUUGGAGAAGUUCCUGCAAACAAAGGAUGAGAAACAAUUUCCAUCAGAUAACAAAAUUCGUCAAGUAAUGAGUGAGGCCCUGCAGUUGCGCCUUAGCUUGGUUGGUGGAAUGUUUGACACAAUUCAGCGAAACAACUCUGCUACGACAGACUGGGCUCUCUUGUUUGUACAGUUGGUCUGCAAUGGUGUUGUGGAUACAUACAACAACAGUGAGCUGUUCACCAGUAUAAUAGACAUGUUGUGUGUGAUGAUACAUGGGACCUUAGUGACAGAUGCAAACCCAGAUAAAGAUGACGCCAAACCAUCUAGUAAUGAAGGAAGAAAAUUGUACCAGAAUAUUACAAAGAAAUUACGAAAAGAGGUUGGUGACAAGUCCUCAGAGGGUAUUAACAUAGUUCGCCAACUAAUACCUCUACCAAAGAAAAUGUGUGAGAUCAUUGCUUGUCAGCCAUUCGUAGAUAACAAAGGUCAAAAAUCACAAGGUUUUGAGAAUGCGGAGAAAAAGCAGGGUUGUCUACAAGUAGACCAGAAGAUGAAGGUCAGCCCCUGGGAUCUACUAGAAGGUCAUAAGAACCCCGCGCCAUUAUCUUGGUCAUGGUUUGGUGCUGUUAAAAUGGAGAGGAAGCCAUUGAAAUAUGAGGAACAACACAGGUUACUGCUGUAUCACACUCAUAAUCUUGAAAAGCCAGCCAGUCAUUAUUUGGAUCCCCCAGUAUUACCCCCUGAGGAUUUAGAACCACCCCCAGAUAAACAGGAAAAAGCCAAAACUCAAACUGAGGAGAAACCUCAAACAGGUGUGGAAUCAGAUGAUGGCAAGAAACCCACCAAGAAAAAGAGAAUCAAGCGUGUCCCAUCAGGAAGUCGCAAUUCUUCCUAUAUGGACGUCACUAGUCCGAGAAGUUCAACAUUUUACAACAAUGAGCCAGUAAUGUACCAGCAGCCCCAGACAAAUAGCUGGGGGUCAUACAACCAAACCCCCAUGAAUCCACCUUAUUAUGGUCAUGGCCAGCAGUUGCCACCUGGGGGACCACGAUUUGGUGCAGGAUUUUCUCCAGUGAAGAAUAAACUUCACACCAUGCUGAAUAAUAGACAUCCUCAGGGGGCUGCCAACUACAUGUCACCAAAUAUGAUGCAAAAUCAGGUAUCUGACCAGAAAAAACGUCAGAUGCUACUCCGCAAUGAGCUUUUACGCCGCACACAAAUGCAGCAACGUAAUAUAGGAGGCAGCAGUAGUGGCAAUAUGUUUGGGCAACCACCAGACCCUAGGAUGGCAGGAAUGAAUCAACAACCAUUGCAUCCUGGGAUGCAGAAUCAACCAGGUUAUGACCAAACUUCGAUGAUGUCAGGACAGUCAAAUCCCAUGAUGCAACAGCCUGGUUACGCACAAGCGCCAUCUUACAACAGCAAUCCUAGUUCAGGGAUGAUGCCAAACAUGGCUCCUCCUAGUGGGCAAUCUGGAAACUAUUUAGGCCAUCACCAAACUCCACAAUCCAACUUUGCACCAACUAGACAACAUAGCUUUGAAUCUCAAUAUGGUAGCAUGAACCAAGGCCCAGGGCCAGGGAGUGUAGCACCUCAAGGUCCUAGUCAAAUGCAUAAUAUACCAAGUUCCAACACAAUGUCUGGCAACUACAGCUCCAUGGCACCCCAGCAAUCAUACAUGGGACCACAGAAUGUACCUCCCAGCUCACAUCAAGUUCAGCAGUUACAGCAACAGAGGAUGCUAGCCAUGCAGCAACGACAACAACAAACCCAGCAGCAACAGACAACUGCAUUAUUAGCAGGAUUAAGAGGACAUUUAUCUGGUGGACAACCUCAACAACAACAACAACAACCUCCACAAUAUGGGCAGUUUCAACAACCCCCACAAUACUAGC